Messenger RNA from Colossoma macropomum (tambaqui), 3364 nucleotides. RefSeq names its product DEP domain-containing mTOR-interacting protein-like. The transcript has 5 exons. The coding region runs from base 144 to 569 and encodes 141 amino acids. Gene Ontology annotation, molecular function: protein binding. The record is from RefSeq and is a predicted model, not a curated record. Lineage: Eukaryota; Metazoa; Chordata; Actinopteri; Characiformes; Serrasalmidae.
UUACACACACACACACACACACACACACACACACACACACACACACACACACCCAUACACCUGACUCAGACCUACUCAUGGACAAUCUUCAGACAUCUCUGAGACUCCACACUUGCUGUUGAUGAAGCUGAGGGGACAGCAGAAUGGGACCCCGCACAGUGGCUGGGCCAUCCAAACAGGAGAAGCUGGUGUCAAGGGGUCGCCAUGGUAGCAGCAGUGACGGUUUCCAAGACGAUCCUCCUGUGCUCAGUAACCCAAAGUCAGUGUUGAAGAGACAGGUGAGUCCAGAGGAGCUGCAGAAACCUGGUGGAAAAUACCUGAAGAGGACAUUCACUAUUGUUGGUGAUGCGGUGGGCUGGGGGUUUGUCGUGAGGGGCAGUAGUCCAUGUCACAUUCAGGCUGUUGAUCCCAGCGGACCUGCGGCUGCUGUUGGAAUUAAGGUGUGUCAGUUUGUAGUGUCUGUAAAUGGCAUAAAUGUGUUGGAGAUGGACUAUCGGACGGUCAGUCACCUUAUCCUCACUGGACCACGCACUGUUGUGAUGGAGGUGAUGGAGCCAGUUGACUGCUGAGGACGCCAUUGAAGGAAAUACUCUAAAACGCCAAAUGCAAGGUAUUCUGAGACCAAUUGUCUCUCUAGCUCAGAGUUCACCAAGCCUGGUCUUGGAGAUCUGGCUUCCUGCAGAGUUUAGUCCCAACCACAGUCUGCCACACCUGCUCCAGAUCUUUAAAGAGGAAUGUCAACCUUUCUGCAUCAUGGUAACAAAGUCAGUGAAGUGGUUUAAUGCGAAAUGCUCUGUUCUAAAGAGACUUGCUGGCUCUGAUUGCUUUUCCAAAGGUAAUGAGACGAACCAAGGGUCAGAACAUCUGCAAUGCAAAUAUAGCCAUUUCAUUUAUCAUCCAGAAUGACUAGUAAAGCUACACAACAUGUUUUCUUGGGGGAUAUUUUGGGUUAGAACACUUUACAUGUACCCAUUCCAUGAAUGCAUUUUAGGCCAAAACAUUUACCUCAUAACUGUGAUAAAAUCAUGUUUGUGGUGGUUUCUAUCACCACAACUGUGAAUGAACUUAAAGUUUCUCCAAAAUGGAGCAUUUCAUACCAAACCACUCGGACUGGCUUUGUUUAAACUCUGCAUUAACGUAGAUCUCCAGGGCCAGGAUUGGUGACCACUGGUCUAGAUCACAUGCAGGAUUUGCACAGUAAUAAAGGAGGUUCUUGGACUUGCAGGCCAGUGUCAGAAUAUCUCACUAUCAUAGAAUUAGAAUCAAUAGAAGAGCCCAAUAACUAAAACUGUGCCCUAGAAUAAGCUCUUAUGUGUAAAGGUGACAGUCAUGGUCUUUACAGAGAGACCCUGAGGGUUUGCUUUGACUGUGGAAAAUGAUGUCUUGUAAAGUCAGCAUAAAUCUAUGUCAUAAUCAAUAUUUCAGACUUGAUGUAAGAAUAUUAUAAGAUUACUACAUGGGUUUUAUGGGCAGGUCAUUUUGCUUGUUUUAGGUAUUAUUUCUUCAAAUAUGCUAAAUUAAAUAAAUGCUGGGAACACUUUACUUGAACUCUCCUGCAUAACACUGACAUAAUAAUUCCAUAAACAUGACGGCAUAUGAUGUCAGUGUUCUGUAGCAGAGUUCAAGUAAAGUGUUAACCCUCCUCCACCUCCAAAAACAAGUUGUGUAAUCUUAUCAACACCAAUCAACAGUCUUACAACAUGAAAUAUUAGAUAUGUUGACCAGAUCUAAGAUGACUUCACUUGCCAAGACAUUAUUGUGUUGCAGUGAGCUGGAAAGUGAACAGUGAGCUACUUGCUUAUCGUCGCUGUUGUGACAAAAUCUUGUACCUUUGAAAUGAAAACUUCAUCAGAGAAGGGAGAAUUGCUUAACUUAUCAUAAUAUACAAGAUUAUAAUCAGAAUUUGGACCAUUUUUAUUGUUCCAUUCAUCAUGAUUUUUUCACACAAUGUAAAUGACAGUCUGCAUUUUCAAGAGAUGAAAAAUGAAGCUGCAAGGUUUGGAUAUGUAAGUGAUGAUAUACUGUAAGCAACACUGAAUGGUCAAUAUUCGUCCUUUGUUUAUAGCUGUAGACAAAAUAUAGUCAUAUGCAAAAGUCUAAACGCCAUCUGGUCAAACUGUGUGUUUUGUUGAUUUUCUGAUUGAAAACACAAAAAAUUACACUGUUUUAACUUUUAAAAUUAGAUUUAUUUUGCUGAGUUUAAAGCAGGGGUGUCCAAUCUUAUCCGCAAAGGGCCGGUGUGGAUGCAGGUUUUCGUGCUAACAAGACCUGAUUUCACUUGCUUAAUCGGUCAGUUUCAAUCUUUAAUCAGCUGAUCUGCUUUGUCGCAAUGAAAACCUGCAGCCAAACUGGCCUUUUGAGGAUAAGAUUGGACACUCCUGCUUCAAAGUAUCGGAAAACAUAAACGUGUCAUAACUUUAGCACAAGCCAAUAUGUUAAAUCCAGCAAAUAAACAGUACUUGUGCAAUAAAAUACAGAAUUGUGUUCUUUGUAGACGAUGUGUUCACUAAUUUUGACUUAUAUCAACAAAACAUUGUUUGACUGGGUGCACAAACUUAACUGGGCAUACAACUGUAAAAGGGUCUUAGUAUCUACUGUCCAGUACAACACUGACCAAUAAGCUCACCUUUUUGAAGAAGAUAUGCUAAAAAAAACCUUUAGCAGUUUCUUUAGAGAGAGAACUCACAAUAUAAGAGAAGUAUCAUUCUUUUGAUUUGAGCUAUGGAUUUCUUUUUUCUUUCCCUUUUACCUGAGAGCACUGUGUUUUAUUCCGCUGUGCCGUGGUGCCCGCUGACCACUCUUCUGUUCAUGUCAAGCUCAGGUCACUCACACGCCACUGGGCAGACGAAAGCAGCAAGUCCAUUUUCCCUUUAUCUUCAUCUCUCUGUUACAGUGGCAUUAAAUCUCCCAAAACCUCUUUAAUGAUCCAGUUUUUACUUUUUUUAGCAGCUCUGGAAUGAAGUUAUCAGCUUUAAUUCUUAACAAUGCAUAUUUGUGACAUUGUUUAAAAACAAAAAGCUUAGUAAUGCUGAAAAUCAAUAGACAUCUGCAAAUCUGUGAAUGAUUAUGGUAUGUGCUUGUACUCAUGAUGUAGACUUAACGAAGCGGUUUGAUGUGUUUUUGUGUUGUAGCAUUGCACUUCUAUGUAAUUGUGUGUCUUUAGCGUUCAGUCACGCCACUGACAAUUCAUUACUGCAUCAUUUCUGAUGUCGGGUGUUAUGGAAGACAUUCUAUUAACUUUGUGAUUUUUGUCAUUAGCUUUGAAUUAUCAUUCAAUUUGUUGUAUAAUCUAUAUACAAACAUCAUGUAUCAAGAAGCAUUUUUGUCUCUGUAUGCACUUAAAAUAAAUGUCUUUUUAAAAAUA